Molecule: messenger RNA, 1437 nt
Organism: Ricinus communis (castor bean)
Lineage: Eukaryota; Viridiplantae; Streptophyta; Magnoliopsida; Malpighiales; Euphorbiaceae
Product: methyl-CpG-binding domain-containing protein 11
Exons: 2
Coding region: 147-1130 (327 amino acids)
Molecular function (GO): DNA binding
Source: RefSeq, a predicted model, not a curated record
GCCUUUCUAUUUGCCACACACAUAAAUACUCUAGAGAGAGAAAGAGGAAAAGGAAGAGUCUUUGAAGAGAAAAAAAGGAAAAAACAGUUAUCUUGUUUAAGGGUUUGGGUUUGUUUUUGUUGUGCAGGAGAAACAGAGAAACAAAAAUGGAAGCUAAAGAGGAAGUUGUUUCUGUUGAGCUACCAGCUCCUUCUUCUUGGAAGAAAAUGUACUUCCCAAAGAGAGCUGGUACACCGAGGAAGAGUGAAAUCAUGUUCAUAUCUCCAACUGGGGAAGAGAUUAAUAGCAGAAAACAAUUGGAGCAGUAUCUAAAAUCACAUCCUGGUAAUCCUCCAAUAGCAGAAUUUGAUUGGGGUACUGGUGAGACGCCAAGAAGAUCCGCAAGAAUCAGUGAGAAGGUCAAGGCAACUCCAACACCAGAAAAGGAGCCCGCAAAGAAGCGAGGCCGGAAAUCAUCAUCAGGAUCUAAGAAGGAUAACAAGGAAACAGAAUCUGCCCAUGAAAAAGGUGAAUAUGAGAAGGAAAUUCAAAUGCAAGAUGCAGACGGCGCUGGGAAGGAAAAUGAAGAAGCAGGAAAGGAGAAUGAUGUUGCCAAAGAAGGUCUGAUUGAGAAAGGGGAUAAAAAAGAAGAAGCUGGCCAGACAGAGAAUGCUGAUAUAGAAGAAACUGCUCAAAAACAAGUUAACAAGGACACAGGGGUCCAGGAGGAUGCUGGUGAAGACAAGGCAGGUCCUGAAAAUCUCCAGCAGGCAAUGGAAGUUCAAGAGCAGGAAAAUCCAGAGGAAGCACUGAAGAAAAAAUCUGCAGAAGAAGCUGGCUCUGGUGAAGGCAUUGCAGAAAAUGUGCUGCAAACUGAGGUGGGGAAGGAGAAUGAUCAAGGUGACAAGAUGGAUAUCCCAGAAUCUGUGCCCAAGGAAGCAAAUGGAGGAGCAGCAAAAGAGAAUGCCAAUGGAGCAGUCCCUGUAUCUGAAGAAGAGAUCAAAGAGAAACCAGAUUUACAGGAGAAAGAUAACACCCCUGUAGAUGGAAUAUCCAAAACAAUGGAUGGGGAAGUCACAGAAAAUGGCAAGGUUAACCAAACAGAUCGAGCUGAUGCCCCGCCAAACCCAACUCCUCCUGUGAGCUGUUGAAUGUAUUGCACUAUUGUCCGUGAUCUGUAGUAGUCGUCUUAUUUUAGCUCUGCCUCGUUUAGUUCUGAACUUCUGAUGACUUUUUGGACUCCUUGAAUGACUUAACAUUAAUGCUGUUGUUGCUAGAUUCCAUUGUAUGUUGAUACUAGAUUUAAUGUAUGUAGGUAAAAUUAUGUAUCCUUUCAGUCCUCAGAGUAGGUCACAGUUGCCGCAGCUUUUGUUACAUUGUGCAGGAACUUAUGAUUGUAGACUUUUGAAAUUCUCUCAACUUGUAUGGUUAGUAACUAAACUAAAUAAUUUGUGCUCA